This is a messenger RNA of Knipowitschia caucasica, 2586 nucleotides long. The record is from the annotation of a GenBank genome assembly. Lineage: Eukaryota; Metazoa; Chordata; Actinopteri; Gobiiformes; Gobiidae.
AUGACACUGCCCAGGACUAAAGCUUUGAUGCUGGUCCUGCUCUUGGCGCUGGCGGGAGGGUUGACCCCAGUGGAGGCCGAGUUGGUCGACAUGGUGGUCAUCGAUGCUGGAGGAGGACGGGACGCACUGGAGCUGGGGCUGGAGGCGUCCAUGCAUUCCUCGCUGCUGCAAGGGUUUCACCGAGCGACAGAAGACGUCAGAACACCCGUGUCUCAGCAGAACGCUCCCACGGCCUUCCCAGACUCCUCAGCGGUCGUGGGGCGGAUCUUCAGGAUGGAGGUGCCCAACAAGAUGGAGGGGGUCUACCUCGGGGAUAUUGUCAAGAUCACUGAGAUGGGGAAGGACUCUCUCCCUGACUGGCUGCACUGGGACGCAGAGAGUCGGACGCUGCAGGGUUUACCUCUGGAGGAAGACAAAGGCGUCCAUUACAUCUCUGUGUCCAUCGCUGACGACACUCAGUCCUCGUCUUCAUCAGAGGUCUUCUCCAUCGUGGUGCACCCAGACGACCACAUGGACAUAGACUCGGUUCCGGUUGCUCCCGCUCCAGAAGACGUCCAGCCGUUCUGCUGUAACAACGAGGAUCCUGUGACGAUCCUGACAGUGAUCCUGGACGCAGAUCUGACCAAAAUGAACUCGGCCGAGAGAGUCGCUCUGCUCGGUCGGAUGAAGAAGUUCUCUGGAGUGAAGCUGCAGCACAUGAAGAUCCUCCCAGUGGUCAAUAACAGGCUGUUUGACAUGACUGCAUUCAUGGCUGGUCCUGGGAAUGCCAAGAAGGUUGUGGAAAACGGAGCCCUGUUGUCCUGGAAACUUGGCUGCUCAUUGGACCAAAGCAAUGUCCCGAACAUCGAGACGGUCCAAGGCCCUGCAAAGGAGGGGACCAUGUCGGCUAAACUGGGCUACCCUGUGGUCGGCUGGCACAUCGCCAACAAGAAACCUCAUAUCCCCAAACGUGUGAGGAGGCAGCUAAACAACACGCCGACACCUGUUCUUGCAGUUCUUCCCCCGACAACUGCAGUGGAGCCCCCACCAGUGAGAAUAGUCCCAACUCUCUCCUCACCUUCUAUUGCUGGACCGACUGAAAGUGCUGCCCCCCCUGUACGAGGCCCGGUCCCACUCCCUGGAAAACCCACCAUUAGAUUCCGAGAGACCAUCGCCCACACUCCCACACAGGGCAUUCCUCCUCCAACCAGAGUCGUAGAAACCACCAGUUCAGUUUGGAUCCAGCCCACUUUGACUCGGCCCCCGUUUGUUCAGCCCACUGCUACACCACCACCCACACGCAGACCAACCAGGAAACCCAAAAAGCCCAAAACAACUCUCAUGCCAAAGACCACACCUGCAAAACCAGCAAGCACACAAUCUCCAGGCAUUAUCCCGGAUCCAUUUAAUGAGAAACCCGAACUACGGAACCCAAUAGACCAAGUUAACGCACUGGUUGGUACAUACUUUGAGGUCAAGAUUCCAUCAGAUACAUUCUUUGAUAAUCAAGACGGCACGACAGACAAGUUACGCUUGUCCCUGAGACAGAAUCACAAUGAGGUCGUUGGAGAUGGUUUGUGGAUUCAGUUUAAUACCACCAGUCAACUUCUUUAUGGUAUUCCAGAUGUUAAACACAUUGGAAAACAUGAAUAUUUCAUGCAGGCAACAGACAAGGGUGGUCUGAACGCCAUCGAUGCUUUCGAAGUGCGUGUAAAUCGCUGGCCGACAAACGACAAAAGUCCAGUCAUCUUCACUGCUCGUUUUGAUGGCGAGCCUCAUUCUGUAACCAAUGACAUUCAUAAGAAAAUCCUUUUGGUAAAGAAGCUGGCGAACGCACUGGGAGACCGCAACAGCAGUUCUGUGAGCAUCAGGAACAUUACCAAAGGAUCUAUCAUUAUCGAAUGGACAAACACCAGCCUCCCUCAACACCCGUGCCCCAAGGAGCAGCUCUUAACCAUGAGCCGCACCCUGGCCAGUGCGGAUGGGAGACCCUCUCAGACCUUCCGUUAUGCCAUGGAGCCAGAUUUCAGACCUCUGGAUGUCAGCGCGAAGGGCCGUGCCAGCUGCAAAACUCAUUCCUUCAUUCCCCCAGGAGAGAUCGAUAUCCCUGAGCCACCGGCAGUCACGCCAGCUCUGGGAACAGGCCGCCAAAGCACAGACGAUGUCUACUUACACACAGUCAUCCCUGCGGUGGUGGUGGCGGCCAUCUUGCUCAUUGCAGGAAUCAUCGCUAUGAUCUGCUACAGGAAAAAACGAAAAGGCAAGCUUACCAUCGAGGACCAGGCCACCUUCAUCAAGAAAGGUGUGCCUAUCAUAUUUGCAGAUGAACUGGACGACUCCAAACCUCCUCCCUCUUCAAGUAUGCCUCUCAUCCUGCAAGAAGAAAAGCCCCCACUACCACCCCCAGAAUACCCCAACAUGAGCAACCCAGAGACAACCCCCCUAAACCAAGAACUGCUGGGGGAGUACACAGCCUUGCGGGACGAGGACCCCAACGCACCGCCCUACCAACCCCCUCCUCCUUUCACCACACCUAUGGAAGGAAAGGGUUCCCGUCCCAAGAACAUGACCCCCUACAGAUCCCCACCCCCCUACGUGCCUCCCUAA